Messenger RNA from Carcharodon carcharias (great white shark), 829 nucleotides. RefSeq names its product mediator of RNA polymerase II transcription, subunit 18 homolog (yeast) (gene med18). Gene Ontology annotation, biological process: regulation of transcription by RNA polymerase II; termination of RNA polymerase II transcription. Gene Ontology annotation, cellular component: core mediator complex; mediator complex. Gene Ontology annotation, molecular function: transcription coregulator activity. The record is from RefSeq and is a predicted model, not a curated record. NCBI's taxonomy places the organism in Eukaryota, Metazoa, Chordata, Chondrichthyes, Lamniformes, Lamnidae. The transcript is spliced from 3 exons. The coding region runs from base 170 to 802 and encodes 210 amino acids.
CAAGUAUGAGGAGCUCAUGGCCCCUCACGGUCACUUGAGACAAAGAGCCACCUGUCCAGCUGCCUCUGCCACAUCCUCUCUGUCCCUCUAACUCCCAAACCAUAGCUCAACAUCUUUCUCGACCCGUCCACCCAGAUCCUGCCUUUCGAUUUGCUAGAGACUUGUCAAAAUGGAGGCCCCUCCUGUAACCGUGCUACCCGUCAUUGGUGGAACCAUCAAUAUGAUGGAAUAUAUUCUGCAAGGGAGCGUGUUGGACCAGAGUCUGGAAAGUCUCCUUCACCGACUACGUGGGCUUUGUGAUAAUAUGGAGCCAGAAACCUUUAUAGAUCAUGAGAUGGUUUUUCUGCUAAAAGCCCAGCAAGGAAGUCCGUUUAUUUUAAGGGCCCGACGUGCUGUGGACAAGCCUGGCAUGCCCUGGCAUCUCCGUUACCUCGGGCAGCCUGAAAUUGGAGAUAAGAACCGAUCCGCCCUGGUACGGAAUUGUGUGGACAUUGCUACUUCCGAUGGCCUAGCCGAGUUUCUGGUGGAGAUGGGUUUCCGAAUGGACCAUGAGUUUGUGGUAAAGGGACAUGUUUUCCGCAAAGGGAUUAUGAAGAUUGUGGUGUCCAAGAUCUUUCGGAUUCUGCUCCCUGGUAACAUUGAUAACAUUGAGCCGCUAUCAUUGUCGUACCUCGUAGAGCUGAAUAUGGUGGCACCUCCUGGCCAGGACGCAGUGUCAGAUGACAUGAAAAGUUUUUCAGAACAACUGAAGCCUUUAGUUCACCUCGAAAAAAUUGACCCUAAGAGAUUACAUCAAGUGUAGGGAAAAACCUGUGAUGUAUAUAUUUGC